CACCCAAUCGCAGGCAACUUUUGACCCUUAGACUCGCUGGUGCCGGCAACUAAACAAGGGUCAAAAGGCAUAGGGACUGUAGAUGAGCACAAGAUUAAUCAUCUCCUUAGGCAACAGUAACAAUUUGAAUGGCUCUGAUGAAUUAUAUUUCAUUAUAAACUCUGCAUAAACCUAGCACAUUAUUAGCUCCAACAUGUUUAUUGUGUGGAUGAUUUUCCUGUUUUUUACCUUUCGAGAAGGACACGGCUAUCAAUAUGAGACAAAGUACUUUACCGUUCCUGUGGACCAUUUUAGCUUUGCUUUAAACGCUACUUUUAAAAUGCGAUACCUGGUGAACAACACUCAUUGGAAUCAAGAAUCAGGACCUAUUUUAUUCUACACUGGAAACGAGGGUGACAUUAAGAUGUUUGCGGAAAAUACAGGCUUUAUGUGGGAGUUGGCUGAGCAAUUGAAGGCCAGUGUUGUUUUUGCUGAGCACCGAUAUUAUGGAGAGUCUCUUCCUUUUGGAAACAAAUCUUUUUCGAGUGAGGAAAACUUGGGAUAUCUGACGGCUCACCAGGCGCUUGAAGAUUACGUCGAUCUGAUAACCAACUUGAGAGGCGCGAAAGACAUCCCUGUCAUCUCGUUCGGAGGGUCGUACGGUGGAAUGCUGACUGCCUGGUUUAGAAUGAAAUAUCCCCAUAUUGUUCAAGGGGCCAUUGCCGCAUCAGCGCCAAUUCUGGAGUUCGAAGGAAUGAACAAGUGCUCAGCCUUCUACAGGAUUGUCUCCUCCGAUUUCCGUUCUGCGUCCGACGAGUGCGCUGACAGUGUUCGAAACUCUUGGGGAGCAAUUGAUCAGCUUGCCAAAUCUGCGGAUGGCCUGGCCUGGCUUUCAAAGGCCUGGAGCACUUGCAAGCCCCUCACCAAAGCGUCCGAUAUUACCGACCUCAAGGACUGGCUCGUAGAUGUCUACACCAAUUUGGCCAUGACUGACUACCCCUACCCAACUAGCUUCCUGAUGCCUCUCCCAGCUAAUCCAAUCUUGGAAGUUUGCCAAUACCUACGAGACCCAAAACUUGGCGCCAAAGAAUUGCUGGGACAAAUUUUCAAAGGUGUUAGCGUCUACUUCAACUACACAGGAAAAGCAAAGUGCCUUGAUGUGGAGUCAGCGGACGGAGCCCUUGGCGACCAGGGCUGGGAUUUCCAGGCUUGCACUGAAAUGGUAAUGCCUGUGUGCUCUGAUGGGGUCAACGACAUGUUUGAAGCCAAACCCUGGGAUCUGAACAAGUACUCCGCUGACUGUACCAAGAAGUUUGCUUGGGUCAAACCACAGCCCGAUUUAGUGGCCAAGAGAUACGGAGGACGAGAAAUGGCCAAGCUCUCUUCCAAUAUCAUUUUUAGCAAUGGAUUGCGUGACCCAUGGACAAGUGGCGGAGUUGUGGAGAGCCUGGCCCCAACUGUUCUGUCCAUCAUCAUCCCAGAAGGAGCUCACCACCUUGACCUGCGAGCUUCCAACGUUGCUGACCCUGACUCUGUAAAGAACGCCAGAAAUCUUUACAAGAAGCAUAUCCGUAACUGGAUUAGGCAAUAUAAGGAAAAGUAAAACUGCAACAGAAAAUGGUGUUUAUAUAAUAUUGCAGCACUUAGCUUAUAACAAAGCUUUAAAACUGAUUUGAAUCUGUUGCAAAUUAAAUAUUUAUCAAAAAUAAUAAUCGUACCAUAACAAAUAGUUGUAAAAAUAUGGUGAACAGUAAAUAAAAUAAUGGCAAUUUUUUUAGAAAAG
This is a messenger RNA of Neocloeon triangulifer, 1762 nucleotides long. Its product is annotated as lysosomal Pro-X carboxypeptidase. Gene Ontology annotation, molecular function: serine-type exopeptidase activity; dipeptidyl-peptidase activity. Lineage: Eukaryota; Metazoa; Arthropoda; Insecta; Ephemeroptera; Baetidae. Bases 194 to 1582 code for a protein of 462 amino acids. Gene Ontology annotation, biological process: proteolysis. The record is from RefSeq and is a predicted model, not a curated record. The transcript has 10 exons.